UUUUAUAUAAAUCGAUGGCACAUGCGGAAUGUAAAAUAAGAAACAUCUAAAGCAGAGAGAAUUUUCGUAAUAUGAUUGAAAUGAACAAAACUGCAAUUGGAAUUGCAGCGGGAGUGGCUGGAACAUUAUUUAUAGGAUACUGCAUCUACUUUGAUAAGAAGCGUCGCAAUGACCCAGAGUACAAGAAGAAAGUCCGUGAGCGUCGCCGCCGCAACAAAAAAUCUGGCACUGCCAAGCCUGGAAUUCCAAAUCUAAACGACCAUGAAGCUAUUGAAAGAUACUUCGUGCAAGAAAUCCAGUUGGGUGAGACCCUGAUCGCUAGCGGAGACUUCGAGAGCGGUGUUGAGCAUUUGGCGAAUGCCAUCGUUGUGUGCGGCCAACCGGCUCGCCUACUGCAGGUGCUGCAGUCCUCCCUUCCAGCUCAAGUAUUCGCGAUGCUGAUCGUCAAAAUGCAAGAGUUCGGAAAUCGGGCGGCGGAGGGUAACGACGGCCCCAUCUCCUUAGGGCAGAGCUCGCAACAGCUGGAAGGCGCUAAGAUAAUAGAAAGCUCAUCGGGUGCAAUUAUCGAUGAUCUUGAAUAAUACUUGGAGGUGGCUACAGAAAUUGAAAUACAAAUUUCAAGAGUAGAAAUUAAGGGCUUCAUAUAUAAACCACAUAUUUCUUUUUAUAUAUUGAUUUCUCUGAAUGUUCCCAAUACAUAAAAAUAAAUAUGCGUAAACUGUUAACACUUAACGACUGUGUUCCGUAUAUGUUUUGCGUGGUAGUUACGUUUAAUAAAGUUAAAGAUCGACUUCAAUCCACUUUCUCAAUGAACGAUGAAAAUAAACUACUUCAAUAUAGUAUGGCAGUGUUAACCGUUAUCAAUCCAA
This is a messenger RNA of Drosophila serrata, 869 nucleotides long. It is a transcript of the gene Tom20, whose product is annotated as translocase of outer membrane 20. The record is from RefSeq and is a predicted model, not a curated record. Gene Ontology annotation, molecular function: transmembrane protein transporter activity. Gene Ontology annotation, biological process: intracellular protein transport; protein targeting; tRNA import into mitochondrion. Lineage: Eukaryota; Metazoa; Arthropoda; Insecta; Diptera; Drosophilidae. Gene Ontology annotation, cellular component: mitochondrial outer membrane translocase complex.